UACAAUUUCAGAGAACUGAAAAGCUAUCAGUAUGAGUAGUAAAAUGGCAGCAUCAAAUGUUCUAAUGCUUAAGAAAGCAGGAGAUAAAAGACAGGAACAAGCAUUGCUAGUAGCAUUCAAGAAAGCAGACUCCGACGGAGAUGGAAAGCUGACUGUGGAUGAAUAUUUCAGGAUUCUCCAAGACCACAGUAUCAAUACAACCAAAGAAGAAAUAUCCAAUCUAAUGGAGAUUGCGGACAAAACGAAAGAUGGGUAUAUCACCCGUGCGGAGUUUAUGGGAGAGGCAAGCGCCCAAACUAAAACCCAGGAAAUGGUUGAAAAGGCAGAACGCGCCUUUAAUAUAAUUGACAGGAACCAUGAUGGGUAUAUAACUAAAUCUGAGAUGUUGCAAACUACAAAGAAACUGACUGAAAAACAGAUAGAGGCUGUAUUUGAACGGAAUGAUCGGGACGGGGACGGAAAACUAUCAAAGGAAGAGUUUACUGAGAUGAUGUGUAGAGAGAAGAGAUGAACAAUAUUGCUCGAAGUACAGUUCAUCUUUUUCAGAACUUGAAAAAUAUUUGAGAUUCAAUAUCAAUUAUUUCAAAUAUCGUGUACACAUUAAACGCAAGAAUUUGCCAUAUUUAAAAUGCAAAAUAAGAAAAAAAAUUAAAUUUUAAGAUGUUUACAAAUUCAUUAUCAACCUUCUGCAUGCUGGUGGAAUAAUUAUCAGAAUUUAGGUGACCCUUCAUUUCGUGACCGAGUCAUGAACUUUCAUUUCAUGGCCGUAUCAUAAACUUUCAUUUCAUGGCCGUAUCAUAAACUUUUCCUUUCAUGGCCGUAUCAUAAACUUUUCAUUUCAUGCCCGUGUCAUAAACUUUUCGCUUCAUGGCCGUGUCAUAAACUUUUCCUUUCAUGGCCUUAUCAUAAACUUUUCAUGCCCGUGUCAUAAACAAAACAUUUCAUGGCCGUGUCAUAAACUUUUCAUUUCAUGCCCGUGUCAUAAACAAAACAGUUCAUGGCCGUGUCAUAAACUUUUCACAAAAAUCUUUCAGUAAAGAAAUUUUCUACGGCAUGAACAACUGGAUGAAAUUACCAAGAUUUCUCUCUAAAAAAAGACUAAGCAAACAGAAAAAGAAAUUGUAAAGGACACAGUAGAUGAUACCCUGUAAAUGAAGGGUUACUUAAAAUCACGUUGACAAUCCCUUUAAAGUAACAUUUCGAUCUUUUUUAAACCGUUAAACAAAUUAUUAUAAAAACUUUAUUAAUAUUAGAUCUUACCCUCAAAUCCCUGAACUGUUUGCAUACUUAUAUAUGCAUAUACAUUUAUGUCAAUCCAUUUCAUUAUCAUAUAUAUAUAUCUUUACAUCUUAAUCUUUAGACGAAUAUCUUCUAUGCUUAGAUGUAUACUGUAGAUACUUUAAGCGGAAAUAGUUUAAGACAGUUUUCUGUAUGUUUUUAUUCUGAAUCGUUUGUGUGUGAAACUUGUAAAAAUAUAAAAAAAUAAUAUUAAAAA
Eurytemora carolleeae is the source of this 1495-nucleotide messenger RNA. Its product is annotated as calmodulin. The coding region runs from base 32 to 511 and encodes 159 amino acids. Gene Ontology annotation, molecular function: calcium ion binding. The record is from RefSeq and is a predicted model, not a curated record. Lineage: Eukaryota; Metazoa; Arthropoda; Copepoda; Calanoida; Temoridae. The transcript is spliced from 7 exons.